Molecule: messenger RNA, 2083 nt
Organism: Xyrauchen texanus (razorback sucker)
Lineage: Eukaryota; Metazoa; Chordata; Actinopteri; Cypriniformes; Catostomidae
Gene: nudt12
Product: nudix (nucleoside diphosphate linked moiety X)-type motif 12
Exons: 7
Coding region: 113-1486 (457 amino acids)
Biological process (GO): NADP+ catabolic process; NAD+ catabolic process
Cellular component (GO): cytosol
Molecular function (GO): NADH pyrophosphatase activity; protein binding; metal ion binding
Source: RefSeq, a predicted model, not a curated record
AAAACAUCAAACACACCGUGAACUUCAGCUCAACUUAUGAAAUUAAUGAAACUGUUUGUCUGCGUGUCAUGCAGCGCUAGAGUCCCUGAUAAAUGAUGUUCAUCUGUAGAUAAUGACCAGUGUCCAGAUGAGUGCCAGAGACGAGCUGCUGGAGAAGUAUCUGGACUGUUGCUCUCGAGGAGAUCUGGAGAAAGUGUCUGUGAUGAUGUCUCACUCCAGCGAGCUGAUGAAUCAGAGAGGAGAGACGGGCUGGACCGCGAUAAUGUUCGCUGCCAGGAACGGACACUAUGAGCUGGCCAAGCUUCUACUGUCAAAAGGGUGUGAUACGACCGCAACAAACCGGUCCGGUCAGACCGCCCGAGACGUGGCUCUGUUCUGGGGUCACAGACACAUCGCCCGUUUGUUGUCCACCGGCCGAGACCACGAUACCCGUCAGGUUCUGUCCGGCGGAGCGGCUGACGAGCCUGAAAAUUACUUCAACAGAGAGUUUCUCGACAGAACGAGUGAAAAACGAACUAAUUCAGAGUGGCUCGCUGCCAAACGCUCUUCUCCAGAGACCGUUUUUAUUCUGUUUCACAAUCUGAAUCCUCUCGUAACAUCUCGAGCUAAAGAUGGGAAUGAUGGCCGGUCCGAUAUGACAUUGUGUAAACUCACAGUGACUUCAGUGGAGCAGCUGCUGAAGAAGAGCGAGACGAUGGUGAUUUUCUUGGGGGUUGAGAAGCAGGAGAGAUGCCCCAACCUAUCUGUGUGGCCGGAGAGUGACGGGCUGGUGGCCUGGUUUGCUCUGAACACCGAAAACGAUCCCACAGAAUCCCUUAAAGCAAAAGAUCCGAACAGUUUCUUCCUUAACGGACCCAUGCCGGGACUGUUAAAGCUGAGUGAUGAUGAUGCAGGGGUCAUUGCUCAGGCCCGGUCUGUUCUCGCGUGGCACAGCAGAUACAGUUUCUGUCCAACAUGUGGAAGCAACACUAAAGUAGAAGAGGGCGGUUACAAGAGGACCUGUUUGAGAGCUGGCUGCAGAAGUCUCCAGGGCGUUCAUAACACCUGUUAUCCCAGAGUUGAUCCUGUGGUCAUCAUGUUAGUAAUUCAUCCUGAUGGGAAUCAGUGUCUGUUGGGACGCAAGAAGAUUUUCCCUCCAGGAAUGUUUUCCUGCCUUGCUGGUUUUAUAGAACCAGGUGAGAUGAUAGAAGCAGCUGUGAGGAGAGAAGUUCUGGAGGAGAGCGGCGUUCAGGUGGGCGUGGUCCAGUACCUGUCCUGUCAGGCGUGGCCGAUGCCGUCUUGCCUGAUGAUUGGCUGCCACUGUGUCGCUGUGACAACCGACAUCAAAGUGGAUGAAAAUGAAAUCGAAGAGGCUCGCUGGUUUACACGGCAACAGGUGAUCGACGCUCUUGUUAAAGACAAACAGGCCGUUUUCAGCAUGCCGCCCAGACAAGCCAUCGCUCAUUACCUAAUCAAACACUGGAUCGGCUUCAACUCCAAUCUCUAAACUGUGUUUCAAAUCGUUCAUUUGGAUUUGUACGGCUUGUAUAAAAUGGUAUGAAGAUGUAUUAAUCAAAUUAAUUUAUUGACCAUCUUCUGUGUGUAGUUCAUUGCCACUAAUGUAAUAUAAAAAAUAAUAAUAAUAAUAAUAAUUGUGGUUAUUUUUAAAACUCAUGUAUUAAAUGUCUUGACAUAUAUAUAUAUAUAUGUUGCAAACAGGAAACAGUAUGGUCAAGUUAUAUUUCACACUGAUGUGGUUUUGCAAUGCAACAUGACGAUGUCCUCUAAUGCACACGCAACUGCACAUGCAACAGUGACAUGAUUGACAGUUGCAUGAGAUUCUGAUAUACAGAUGUGAGAUCGUCUUUCACAGUCUGGAAAUGUUGGAAGAUAAAUGUAGAGCUCAACCCACAAUUUAUCUGUUUUGAACAUAAUCCAAAUUACGUCGUCAUGGCAACCAAGUUAUAAAAUUGUCUAUAUCUUCCCACAGAUGUGGUCAGUGAGUGAUUUAAUGACAGUAAAAUCAUGUUAACACACAUAUUGUUUAUGUCUUGUGUCUAUACUUGUGAAACAGUAUUUUAAUGUUUACAGAUUAAACCCCAUU